AUGUUGGUACUUCCAGUUGUCGCAGCACUAGCGCUCCUAGCGGCAAAGACGCACAGCUGGCCUGAGUUCCGGUUCCAGCCCCAGCAACUAAUAUUGUUUCUCAUUUUCCGUAGCGUGGCCACAGCGGACCCAAAAUGUCGGGCCACAAGACAUUUAAGAUCAAGCAAAAGCUUGCAAAGAAGUUGAAGCAAAAUAGGCCCAUUCCCCAGUGGAUUCGUAUGCGGACAGGCAACACAAUCAGAUACAACGCCAAGAGGCGUCACUGGAGGAGAACCAAGCUGAAGCUGUAAGCUGAUGGCGCUUGUUUUGCCCGCAUCCAUACCUUUUUGUAUGCUGUCAUCAUGUGGUGUCAUUAAAUUCUAAUUAUACUUCA
This is a messenger RNA of Frankliniella occidentalis (western flower thrips), 373 nucleotides long. It is a transcript of the gene RpL39, whose product is annotated as 60S ribosomal protein L39. The record is from RefSeq and is a predicted model, not a curated record. Gene Ontology annotation, molecular function: structural constituent of ribosome. Bases 135 to 290 code for a protein of 51 amino acids. Gene Ontology annotation, biological process: translation. The transcript is spliced from 3 exons. Gene Ontology annotation, cellular component: cytosolic large ribosomal subunit; ribosome. Lineage: Eukaryota; Metazoa; Arthropoda; Insecta; Thysanoptera; Thripidae.